Molecule: messenger RNA, 992 nt
Organism: Heterocephalus glaber (naked mole-rat)
Lineage: Eukaryota; Metazoa; Chordata; Mammalia; Rodentia; Bathyergidae
Gene: Lin37
Product: lin-37 DREAM MuvB core complex component
Biological process (GO): negative regulation of transcription by RNA polymerase II
Cellular component (GO): transcription repressor complex; Myb complex
Source: RefSeq, a predicted model, not a curated record
GAGAAGGGAGGUGGCAGCGGCCAGUCACUACUGGACAGUACUCAGGCCGGAGGGCUGUCGUACUCGGCGCUUACCUUUGACCUCUCCCUGCUCGCUUCCAGCCUUUAUUUGUGACCCUAGGCUCUUUGGGGCUGUUUCGACCCAGCUAGCCAGACUCCGGACCAAACCAUGUUCCCGGUGAAGGUGAAAGUGGAAAAAUCAGUACCGGAGAUUGAACUGAGGACCUUGCACUGGCCAGGCAAGAAUUAGAGAUGGCCAAAGCCCGGAACCAGCUGGAUGCUGUUCUGCAGUGUCUUCUUGAGAAGAGUCACAUGGACAGGGAGCGUCUGGAUGAGGAAGCUGGGAAAACCCCCUCUGAUACCCACAACAAGGAUUGCUCCAUCGCAGCCACUGGCAAAAGGCCGUCUGCCCGCUUCCCCCACCAGCGGAGGAAGAAGAGGAGGGAGAUGGAUGAUGGGCUGGCUGAGGGAGGGCCUCAGCGAUCCAACACAUAUGUGAUCAAACUGUUUGACCGGAGUGUGGACUUGGCCCAGUUCAGUGAGAACACACCACUGUACCCAAUCUGCCGAGCUUGGAUGCGCAAUAGCCCCUCGGUUCGCGAGCAUGAGCGCUCACCCGCCUCACCACUGCCACCACUGCCUGAGGAUGAGGAGGGUUCUGAGAUUACCAACAAUAAGAGUCGUGAUGUGUACAAGUUGCCUCCACCUACAGCCCCUGGGCCACCUGGAGAUGCCUGCAGGUCCCGCAUUCCAUCCCCCCUGCAACCUGAGACCCAGGGCACCCCCGACGAUGAGCCCUCAGAACCUGAUCCUUCACCCUCCAUACUGAUCUAUUGGAACAUGCAGCGCUGGAAACGCAUUCGCCAGAGGUGGAAGGAGGCAUCUCAUCGGAACCAGCUUCGUUACUCAGAAAGCAUGAAGAUUCUCCGGGAGAUGUAUGAUCGACAGUGAUAUUCCCAGGUCCCCCACCCCAGUAAACAUCCUCCAACCUCA